AUGACCUGCCCAGACAAGCCAGGACACCUCAUAAACUGGUUCAUCUGCUCCCUGUGCAUCCCACGGGUGUGUAAACUCUGGAGCAACAGGCGUCCACGGACCCGGAGGAACCUCCUGCUGGGCACUGCCUGUGCCAUCUACCUGGGCUUCCUGGUGAGCCAGGUGGGGCGAGCUCCUCCCCAGCAUCAACCAGCACUAGAGAAGGGGCCACACCAGAGCCGUGACACAGCAGAUGCAUCUUUCCCAGAAAUACCCCUGGAUGGUACCCUGGCCCCUCCUGAAUCUCAGGGCAAUGGGACCACGCUGCAGCCUAAUGUGGUGUACAUUACCUUGCGUGCCAAACGCAGCAAGCCCGCCAACAUCCGUGGCACAGUGAAACCAAAACGCAGGAAGAAAUAUGCAGUGGCAUCCCCAGCCCCAGGGCAGGGAUCUUUGGCUGCCAGGUCAUCCCUUCAGCAGCAGGAAGCUGCCAGAGUAGCAGGUGCUGAAUCACCUGGAUAUGUCCAGAGAGGAAGACUGGCACAAGUUGGGGAGCGACCAUGGAGGUUGGUGCGGGGUCCUGGUGUGCGAUCUGGGGGCCCAGACUUCCAGGUACCGAUGACCAGGGAGAGCAACAUCAGAAUCUAUAGCGAGAGCUCCCCUGAGUGGCUGAGCAAAGAAGACAUUCGAAUCAUGCGCCUGUUGGCGGACAGUACAGUUUUAGGCCUUCAGCCGCUGUCAUCUCGAAGCAAUGCACGGUUAUUGGUGCUGGAGGGGAGCACCGAAGGCUCUGUGCCCCGCUGUGGCCCUAGCCCCUGUGGGCUGCUCAAGCAGCCCUUAGACAUGAGUGAAGUGUUCGCCUUCCACCUGGAUAGGAUUCUGGGGCUCAAUAGGACACUGCCAUCGGUGAGCAGAAAAUCAGAGUUCAUCCAAGCAGCAGCCUCUCUUUCCAUAUGCUUGGCAUUCAUUAUUUCCCCAGCUUUGGAGGAUAUGAGAGUUCCAGGGAAAUGCUGUACUGGACAUGCAAGACUCACCUGGGGAACUUACCAGCAGUUGCUGAAACAGAAAUGCUGGCAGAAUGGUCGAGUACCCAAACCUGAAUGGGGUUGUACAGAAAUACACCACCAUGAAUGGUCCAAGAUGGCACUCUUUGAUUUUCUGUUACAGAUUUACAAUCGUUUGGAUACAAAUUGCUGUGGAUUCAGACCACGCAAAGAAGAUGCCUGUGUACAGAAUGGACUGAGGCCAAAAUGUGACAACCAGGAUUCUGUGGCUCUGGCACACAUCAUCCAGCGCAAGCAUGACCAGAGGCACUUGGUUUUUGUAGACAAUAAAGGUUUCUUUGACAGAAGUGAAGAUAACCUAAAUUUCAAAUUGUUAGAAGGCAUCAAAGAGUUUCCUGAAUCUGCAGUUUCUGUUUUGAAGAGCCAGCACUUAAGGCAAAAGCUCCUCCAGUCUCUGUUCCUUGAUAAGGUUUAUUGGGAAAGCCAAGGGGGUAGAGCAGGAAUUGAGAAACUUAUCGACGUAGUAGAGCAGAGAGCCAAGAUUCUUCUCACCUACAUCAAUGCUCAUGGAGCCAAAGUAGUACCGAUGCAUGAAUAG
Messenger RNA from Elephantulus edwardii (Cape elephant shrew), 1581 nucleotides. RefSeq names its product family with sequence similarity 198, member B (gene GASK1B). The transcript has 5 exons. The record is from RefSeq and is a predicted model, not a curated record. Lineage: Eukaryota; Metazoa; Chordata; Mammalia; Macroscelidea; Macroscelididae. Bases 1 to 1581 code for a protein of 526 amino acids. Gene Ontology annotation, cellular component: Golgi apparatus.